Molecule: messenger RNA, 5373 nt
Organism: Paramecium tetraurelia
Lineage: Eukaryota; Ciliophora; Oligohymenophorea; Peniculida; Parameciidae
Exons: 2
Source: RefSeq, a predicted model, not a curated record
AUGAAAUUUAUAGUAUUUGAAUAGUUGUCAUGCUUAGCCCAUUUAACUCAUAAUACCCAACCAUCUGACUUUUGGAUUAUCUUGAUUGCUUUCAUUACCAAUCUUUAAUACCUUUCAAUUAUGUUGCCUAUUAGUGGUUGGAAUUUAUGGAAAUACAGCAAUGGGCACUUUUACCUCUUAUCAAAACUUGCUCAAGCCUCCUUGAUUAUUCCUUUUGGUUUUGAAUCUAAUUUUAACUUUGGAGAUAUUGCAUUUGGCUUUGUCGCUUUACUUCUGCUCACCUUUAUUACGAUUAUCAUUAUCUUAGUGAUCCUGGGAAUACUAGAUGAUAUCAAUCCUCUUUAACAUUAUUCGCUUAGAAAACUCAUUUUCUAUUUCUUUAUGCUCAGUACUACUAUAUUUCAGUUGCCAAUCAUAUUCCUAUUAAUUCCUUUCAUCAUGAUAGGAAGAACCAAUUUUAAUUAAGAGUUGACAAUUUUUAAUGUGAAAAGUAUUUUGAGUCUAGUAACACUAUUUAUAUUCUCAAUAUUUGUAUUUUUGCAACAAUAUUUUUUGAGGGCUUACACAUUCGUGCCUUUUAAUUAUUUAUAGUAGAAGUUUAAUGGACUUCAAUCAAUUUAAUACUGUCUCUCGAUUUUAAUUGCAAUAUUGUACUUAGUUGAUUCUGAUACAAUCGUCUAAUAUAUUCAAAUAGUAAUCAUAUUCCUAGACAUAAUUUUGAGAUUAGUAGAAUCCUAUUUCAUGAAGCCUUCCAUUCCCUUUGUUAAUCAAUUGCAAUUCUCCUUGAAUUUUACUCUAAUUGCAACCCUAAUUAUUUUAAGUAUAAACAUCUUAACUAAUAAUGAACAACUUUUCUAAGAGGACCAACUUAUUUAUGUGCUCAUGCUAUUGUGUCCCAUGACAUUUCAUUUAAGUAACUAAUUUUACAUCAUGAAAUGCUUAUCAGUCUUUGAUUAUGAAGUAACACCUUUCACUUGCAUACAUUACACCUAAGAAAUGCAUUUCAAAUAUUUAAUAACUUCUGAUUACCAAAGAAGCAAAGAAUUCUUUGAACUUUACCAAUAUUGGAAGGGUCAUAAGGUGGUUUGUUAGAAACAUUGGUUAAAGUAGAAUUAUAAGACAGAUUACAACCAGAUUUAAAGAACUCAUCAAACUAUCUUCUGUAUCCUAAAUACAGAAUUAGAAAGAGCAUAGUUAGACCCAAGAACAGCUUAUGAAGAAUUGCAACUCUUGUAUAUAAGUUAUGUGGCUUAAUUCUGCAGAAAGCCACUCUUAGCUUAUGUUGAAUUAAAACGGUAUCAAAGCAAAUAAUAAAUUCAAUCUUUUUACUUUGUUUCCAUUCGAGAUCAAAUGAGCGUUUACCUUUAAAAUCUAAUCAAAAAUCAAUAAUAAACUAAUUAAUAAUUAUAUGGAUAAUAAAAGGUUGCUAUGACUGAACGACAAUUAAGUAUUUAAUCAAUCUUUGAAGCUCUAUAAUUUUAAGAUAAAUUCAUUCCUAGCAUUAUAGAGUUAUUAAAUGAUAAGAUCAAUUUUUGGAACAGGUAAAUUAAAGGGUUUAAUAAUAUUUAUGAAUUAGAACGAUUAGCUAUAAAUUAAAGCAAAAAGAUCUUUAAUUUAGCUAGUUAAAUUAACUAAUAUUGUUCAAUAGAUAUUAAGAAUCUGGAUCAUUUGUCUAUUUCUAAUAAUGUACAGGAUUUGAAAUUGGUCUCCAUUUUCUGUAGUGCCAUUAUGAAUGAUUAUUAUAGUACUCAAAUAUGUGAAACUGCUAUUAGCGAAAUUUAUAACAUUGAACAUACACUUUAAGAAGAUACGAUAACCAAUCUAUCAUUCAUUUAAGAAAGAGCAGUAAUUCUGAUGUUAAGUUUGGUUAAGAAUAGAGGCAAGAUAAUCAAUCAAGAUAAAAAGAUGAUAGCUUAGUUUUUUGAUUAUAGUGAAUAGGAGUUUGCCCAAAUAGACAAUAUAUCAGGGAUUAUGCCUAGUUAUUUUGCAGAAAAGCAUGAUAAAUUAUUAUUAAAUUAUUUGUAAACUGCAAAGUCUCAAUUCUUUGAUGAUUACAAUUAAGUAUUUGGAUAAUCAAAGGAUGGCAUGAUAAUUUCGUAUCAACUUAAAUUGGAUAAUAAUUUUAGUGAACUGGAUGACUAUGUUUUGAUUGGUUGUCUAUCAUAAGUAAAAAAAUCAUCAGAUUAUCUACUAUUUAAUGAAGAUGGAUUUGUAAUUGGAAUGACUGAGAAUUUUUAUUCAACAAUUAUUGAUUCUAAAGAUUAAUCAUAUAGAAUAUUACAUGAAAAUUUGAGACAAUUAAAUGCUUUUUUUAUGCUCCCCAACAUGACGGAUAUAUUGAAUGAGUUAAAAAAUUCAUAUGGAAAGGAUUCCAUCUAUAUUUAGUAAGACAAGUUUUAUAAGAUCUGGAAGUAUAACAAUAACAAGGAUUUAUAUGAGAUGUCUGCUAAAUUAGCUUAUUCAUCUAAAUAAAACUCAUUUAUCAAUGAUAGUAGCUUAUUUAAAUCUCGAGCCUCCUUUGCUUCAAUCGAGAAAGAAAAGGCUGAUAUUCAAAUAUACUAAUAACUUGGGUAAUCUUUAAGUGAGAAUAAAAAGUUAAAAGGAGUUUCACUCCUAUAAGCAUUAACAAUUUAUAGUAUUGCAUUCAAUAACUAAAUAAUGAAUUCAUUAUAAGUUUUAGAAACUAAACCUAAACAAUAAUAUGUUGCUAAGAUUAAUGCAGUGUAUAAAAUAAUUGGAAAAAAGGAGAAUAGGAAAAGUUACUUCAUUUUAGAAAUAAAUGAUAUGAGGAAGGCUGAUGAGUUUUUUAAGACUAAUGAUUCCCUUAUGAAUAAUUAGCAUACUAUUUCGAUAUAGACAACUAACAAGGCUAAAACCAUGCCUGGUGCUUAAGAUCUAAGUGAAAGCAACUUGGGAACUAUGAAUGUAGACAAAGAAGAAGUUACACCUAAUAUUUCCAAGUAAUUCUAACCUGGAAUUUAAAGACUUUUGAACAAGUUUGAGGGUAAGAAUUAUGUAUAAUAAAAUUACAUGGAUUUAAUGGGAAUGGAGUCAGCAAGAGAUAGUAUCAGUUAUGGCCCUUUAUCUCAAAGAAUCAAUUUCAUCAGUCCAUCUUCAAAGUAAUAACAUAUGUAGGAAUUGAUAGAUAAAGACUUUAUGGAUAUUUAAAAUUAACUAGAAAUUGGAAAUGAAGAAAUAGGUAAUGAUAUCGAAAUGGCUGAUUCGUCAAAAGUCAAAAGCAACAGUAAAGAUCAAAAUUAAAAGAGCAAUAAUCUUAUUGAAAUAUUACAGAAAAAUAAAUUAAAUUAAAAAAAUGAAGAAAUAGAUAGAGAAGCUAAAAAAUCAAAAUCAAGCAUUACUUCUGGAACCUCUGGGAUUUCUGCCAUGUCGACAAUCAAGAAAUUUUAAUCGAAGACUGAAAUGACAAAUAGUCUAAGAGUUUUGGUGUCUAUCAAUAUUAUUAUUAUAAUGAUAGUCCUUGCAUAUAUAAUAGCACAUUUAUUGAAGAUAUAAUCAUACAACAAUUAAACUUAAUUAACACUCUCAAAUAUUAAUGGGCCAACCCUGUUUAAUAGGUAUUUUUUUAAAGUUUUCACUUAUACAUGGAGUUUAGUUUUUAACACUCUUGGUAUUAUUGAGAGUAGUGAUUUUUUGAUUACUUAAACCAUCUCUGAGAUGAAAGACUUAGCUUCUGUUAUGUUCUCUAAUUUAAGGAAUAUGUAUGAUACCUUUAUUGGAAUAGAAUAAUCAGGAAUGCUGAGCUAAAUCAAUUUGGAUUUUCUGUAUUAGAGUAACGAGAAUGUUACAUAUACUUAUUUUAUCAAUAUCAUUUCUAAUGUGGCUGAUACUUUGUUUCAAGCUCUCAAUUAUAACAUGUAGACACUGAUCUAAUUAAUUGAUCGAAAUUACAUAGACAAUUUAUUGAUGCUUCGAUAUAAUUUAAAAAAUGUUGUGGAUAUGAAUUUUCAAUUAAUAGAUUCCCUUAAUGAAUUGUUCUUUAGAUAACAAUAAAAUUAGUUAGAAGAAUUCUAGACAUAAAUCAUAAUAGAAAUAAUUUUAUUGGUCUUAAUACUAAAUUGCUAAUUAACCUAUUGGAGAUAAAUAGAAUAAUAUAGUUAAUAAAUAUUGAUCUUAGUUGGCAGGCUAUAAAUAAAUUAGGCAUAAGAUAUGAUAACAAGAUUCACAGCAGUCACAGAAACAUUAAAGCAAUUAUCUGGAAAAUAUGGGUGGAAAAAGUAAAAUUAUUAUAAACUACUUUUCUUUCCUUUGAAUUAGAUUGGGAUCGAGGCAAUGCAAACAUAAUCUAGAGUACUUAAAGAGUAUCAAUUAUCUUAGGUUGGAAUGUAAUCUAUAAAGUUGAAUCACAUUAUAGAAGAUAGGAAAAAUUAUAAAAAAAACCUAAACGUAGUACUCAAUUCUAAAAUUAACAACCCUAAUACUACUUUAUGGAGUGCAACCAUUAUAAUAAUCAUAACUUGUCUUAUCUUCUUAUUUUAUCUAUUAGGAGGUUUUCUAGUAUUUAAGAAAUAAUAAAAUGAUUUACUACCUACAUAAUAAUUAACUCUGGGCUUUAUUCGUUUUACUUCGCAAUUGGAUAUAGUUGUUAGCACAGCCUUCAUCACAAAAACUUAACCCAUUUUAUAUAACAAAUUGGUUGAACUAGAAUUUUACACAGAUAAAGAAAUGGAAACUUUUAGGGACUAAAGAGUAAUCAUUAAAAUCUUCAUCUCACUUUAUUCAAAUUAUUUUGAAAAUAUUACAUAAAUUUAUGAAAAUAUUAUAGAAUCUAACAAGAUUACGUAAGAAGAUGAACAAGUACUAUUAUUGUUAUAUUCUAAUGAUUUUUGCGAGUUGUUAAGUAGUGACAUCCCGUUUUGCAAUUAUGAUAAUACUACUAAUUUUUAUGAAAUAUAUGGAACUCCAACGCGUUUAGAUGAUAAUAGAGAUUACUUAAGCAAAGGAAUUUAGGGAGUUGUCAGUAGAUUGGAUUCCUUUUUCAAAUAAAAUUAUUAUUAUGAAACCAACUAAGCUGAUUACUUUCCAGACUUAAAUGUCGUAUUAGAUCUUUUUAAUACAAGAGAGUUUACAAACACUUUGAUCGAACAUUUUUUAGAUACUACAGAUGGAACAAACUUAUUCAUAGAUACAUUAAUGAAAGCUGUAAUAAGUAUUACUUAAAAUGAUCUAAAUUCGUUAUACACUUAUUAUUUAGUAACUGGAUUGAUGCUAUUGUUGAUGUAUCUUGUAUUUUAUGGCUGCUGGAUAUAUAGAACAAAUUAAAGACUAAUUUAGUUAAGAUUAAUUUUAACCAAUUUGCCGAUAGAAGUACUGACAGAGCAACAUACGUUAUCAUUACUAAAGAAAUUGUAAUGA